UGUGCAGCGUUUAUUUCACGUGUUUAAUUGGUCUGCGUUAAAGUUUGUGUCAGGAAUAAUGAAGAUCCGCAGGGAAUGCGCUCAACCAAGACUUGAACGUGACGUUGGCAGAUCUUCGGCCAGUUCCUCCCGCAGCGUCAUAACAGUCCGAUGCCACGCGUUUCUUCUUAAAUCAUCGUUCCUGGGAUAGUAAAUUGCUCCGGAUGGACGCGCGCGCGUGCGUCGCGGCGCUGGUGUGACUGAGCGGAGCCACCUUAAAGAAAGCAGCCCCUCUGAUGUCAGCGUCAGAGGCUCCGACUCCGCCGCCGGUUCCGAGCGUCGCCGCUCCGCCGCUUCAAGUCUUCAUCUGCUGCCGCUCCGCUCACUUUCUCCAGCUCACGUCUCGGCCGCGUUCACGGGAGUAGCUCGUUUCGGCCGCUCCGCCGGCUCGUCCGUCUGAGCCGAAUCUUCGCCCCAGGGGGUAGAAAGCUGCGGGGCGGCCCUCGUGGCCGGGAUGCCACUGCGUGCCGUGCCAGUCCACGGGGGACAGUGAGGGGCCGGAGGAGGGGACCGAGUGCCGGAGACUGCGAGGGGGCGUCCCGCACCCACCGGGGGACAUGAACCUGUGCUGGAACGAGAUCAAACGCAAGUCGCACAACAUCCGGGUGCGGCUAGAGGCCUUCUCCGACAACAGCGGGAAGCUCCAGCUCUCCCUGCAGGAGAUCAUAGAAUGGCUGACGGCCAAGGACGAGGAGCUGUCGGAGCAGCUGCCCAUCGGAGGCGACGUGGGAGCCGUGCAGCACCAGAGAGAGUUUCACCAGGCCUUCAUGGAAGAUGUCAAGUCUCGGGGGCCAUUCAUCUACUCGGUGCUGGAGUCCGCCCAGGCCUUUCUGGCUCAGCAUCCCUUCCAGGAGCCUGAGGAGACCCUGACCGAUGGAAAAGAGGUGUCUCCGCGCCGGCGGAUCCUGAACGUAAGCCGCUCGGUGUGGAAGCAGGCGAACGUGGCCAGCGACCUGUGGGAGAAGCUGACGGCGCGCUGCGUGGACCGUCACAGACACAUGGAGAGGACGCUGGAGCGCCUGCUCCAGAUCCAGGCGGCGAUGGAGGAGCUGGCCGUGGCCCUGGAGCAGGCGGAGGGCGUGCGGGACGCCUGGGAGCCGGUGGGAGACCUGUUCAUCGACUCGCUGCAGGACCACAUCGACGCCACCAAGUUAUUUAAGGAGGAACUGACCCAGGUUAAGGAGGGCAUGAAGCACAUCAACGAUCUGGCUCACCAGCUGGCUAUCUCCGAUGUCCAUUUGUCGAUGGAGAAUGCCCGCGCCCUGGAGCAUCUCAACAGCAGAUGGAAAGUGCUUCAGGGCUCCAUAGAGGAGCGGCUGAAGCAGCUCCAGGACGCGCACAGAGACUUUGGACCCGGAUCGCAGCACUUCCUUUCCAGUUCGGUGCAGAUACCGUGGGAGCGCGCCAUCUCGCCUAACAAAGUGCCCUACUACAUCAACCAUCAGGCCCAGACGACGUGCUGGGACCAUCCAAAGAUGACAGAACUGUACCAAGCGCUGGCCGAUCUGAACAACAUCAAGUUCUCGGCGUACAGGACGGCUAUGAAGCUGCGGCGCGUCCAGAAGGCGCUGAGACUGGACCUGGUGGCGCUGAGCAGCCUCGGGGACGUGUUCCGGGAGCAGGAGCUGCAGCAGGGGGAGCACGUGAUGGACGUGGUGGAGGUGAUCCACGGCCUCACGGCGCUCUACGAGCGCCUGGAGGAGGAGAGGUCCGUCCUGGUCAACAUCCCGCUCUGCGUCGACAUGUGUCUCAACUGGCUGCUCAACGUCUACGACAGCGCUCGGAAUGGCAAGAUGCGCGUUCUGAGCUUCAAGAUGGGGCUGGUGAGCCUGUGCAACGCCGACGUCCAGGAGAAGUACAAAUACUUAUUCCGUCAAGUCUCCGGUUCCGGGGGGCUGACGGACCAGCGCCACCUCAGCCUGCUGCUGCACGAAGCCAUCCAGAUCCCUCGCCAGCUGGGGGAAGUGGCAGCGUUCGGCGGCAGCAACGUGGAGCCGAGCGUCCGGAGCUGCUUCCGCAUGGCCCCGGGCAAACCUGCCAUUGAGGUGUCUCACUUCCUGGAGUGGAUGAGCCUCGAGCCGCAGUCGAUGGUUUGGCUGCCUGUGCUCCAUCGGGUGGCUGCUGCCGAAUCCACCAAGCACCAGGCCAAAUGCUACGUUUGCAAACAGUGUCCCAUCAAGGGCUUUAGGUAUCGCAGUCUGAAGCAGUUCAACGUGGACAUCUGCCAGACGUGUUUCCUGACCGGCCACAGCACCAAGGGAAAGAAGCUCCACUACCCCAUCAUGGAGUACUACACCCCAACAACCUCAGGAGAGAAGAUGAGGGACUUCGCCAAGACUCUGAAGAACAAGUUCCGAUCAAAGCAGUACUUCACCAAGCACCCGCAGCGAGGUUACCUGCCCGUCCAAUCUGUGCUGGAAGCCGAGAGCCUGGAGACGCCGUGCUCCUCGCCCAAGCUGCCCCACGCGGACACGCACAGCAGGAUCGAGCACUACGCCAGCAGACUGGCAGAAAUGGAGAGCCAGAAUUGUUCAUUCUUCACGGACAGCCUGUCUCCUGAUGAAAGUCUGGAUGAAGAUCAGUACCUCCUGCGUCACUCCAGCCCAGCCCUGGACCACGACUCCCCCUGCGGACAGCACCUGCUGCUGGCUCACCUGGAGCACCAGGACAAGGAGGAGCUCCAGCGCACCCUGGCCCGCCUGGAGAACGAAAACCGGGUGCUGCAGGGCGAGUACCGGCGGCUCAAGUGGAAGCAUGAAGAGGCGGUGUCGGUUCCGAUGCUGACCGAGGCCGGGGAGUGCGGCCGGGGUUCACCCACCGCGGGGGGGCAGCAGGACGAGGAGCUCCUGGCCGAGGCCAGGGUCCUCCGGCAGCACAAGACCCGCCUGGAAACGCGGAUGCAGAUCCUGGAGGACCACAACAAACAGCUGGAGUCGCAGCUGCGCAGGCUCAGGGAGCUACUGCUACAGCCCAAAGAUGAUUCGGAGGCCAACGGAUCGGAACCGUCCACCCUGUCUUCGCCGGUGUCUGGAGGGUGUCACCACGGGGAACCAGCCAGCAGAGAGACCACGGACACGGAGGCAGCGGGAGACGAUAUGGAGCACGAGCACGACACGGUGCUGCAGCUGCAGGAGGUCAUCGAGCAGCUGAGAAACGUCUUCCCUUCAGAACCAGGCACCACCUCACACAUCUAACAGCGUGGACGGCGGAGCGCAGCGCGGCUGAGAUCAGGCGGCGUGUGGCCCCCGGGCCCCGUGACCGCUGCAGUAGCGACGACGCCCAGAGCGAACCCUCCACCGGAGCCUCACGCACUAAAAGCAUUCCCUCCACGCAAACCGGCGGAGGCCUCACGCCGACGUCGGUUCAACCGGGCCAAAGGAAGCUAACGCUAGCAGCAGGUCAGGGAGGGAGAGAGAGAGAGAGACGGAGAGCGAGAGAGAGAGAGAGAGAGAAAGCGAGAGAGAGAGAGAGAGAGAGAGAAAGAGAGAGACAGAGACAGAGAGAGAGAGAGAGAAAGAGAGAGAGAGAGAGACUACGAGUGAAGGAACGAACGCGCUCAGCCAAGACACUGUGCUCACCAGUAUCUGUGUAGUUGUCCGGAGGUGUGAAGCUUUACCGUUCAGUCCACUGCACAAAUUGGACCUUCCAUGAACCGGACCUGAAGAAAAGAGGAUCACGAUGGAGUCGCGUGUUGUCAGAACGCCUGCGUCGUCGGUGUGUUUCAUUCCCCUUCCUGUUCAGUGAUGGGGGGGAGGAGGGGGGGGGGGGGGGGGGGCGGUGCUGCAGUCUGCUGGCGUGAACCGGAUCGGUGCCGAGUCCAGCGCGCACUGCCAGGGAGUCGACAGCACCCACAACGGGCUUAUUUGCUUUGUGAGAAUGACACAUCAUGAGUUAAAUCUGUGAUUCAAGGCUGACGAAGUGCCCGCGAGCGCAGCGCCUCUGCACACGCACACACUGUUCCGCUAAUCCUCCCAAACUGCUUGUUGCUGUCAUCGCCUGCCUCCUCUAAGCGAGCCCUGUUACUGUAUGCUCACACACACACACACACACACACACACACACACACACACACACACACACACACACUGAUGCUGCUACAUCCAUAUCCCCUAUUUAUAAUGCACCCUCCCUUCAUUGUGCACAAAUACACAAAUGGCUCCCUGCUUGAUCAAUAACACGGGCCGCGCCGCCUCACUACAGACGCUUUCAUAAAAACGGAGAUCCAUUUCAUCUCCGCGGCUCAUGGCAUUCAGACGAGCUCCCGCUUCGGAGUCACUUCGCGCCGCGGAGGAAAAUUGAGUUUUGCUGAAGGAGCGUCUGCCGAUAAAUAUCGGCGCGCCGGCGUCCGGGCUGCGGCUCCUCAGCGUUCCCCCGCUGCGUGCAGAGGGGGGGAGCGGCGCCGGGCACCAGCGCUGCCGGGCCGAGGCUCGGUCUCUCCCGUCACGGCCCAUUCCAGACCCCCCCCCCACACACACACACACACACGUCAUCCCCAAUAAUCACUCGUCUCCGCGUGGAUCUGCAAGGAGCACUGGCUGUUGACUAAAUAGGCCUCAUUUUCCAUUGCCAGAGCUCAGUGAGAUGCUUCAGGGUUACAGGGACAGAUGAGCGGCUGAGCCUCAUCCGGGUCACACAGCUCAUUCUGAUACACAGCACAGUCAACGAAUGCCUUAAAACCAAACUGAAUCGGUACAAACCGGAGCGUGUGUGCGUUAGUGUGUUUACCGGUGUCUGGUGGGAGAAACGAUGCUGCUUGAAGCGGCCAUAUGUUGAGGGGGCCAGACGAGAAGAUAAAAAAAUAAAAAAAAACUUUGAUGUGCCUGCCACAGCGAGGACACGAGCAGCAACGCGGCUGUUUGGAGCGAAAAGCGUCUGCAGAUCUGCGUUGUCUCAGCAAUCACGCCGCCGCAUCCUCACCGAGAAUCACGCCGUGAACCUUAAAGCAACGGUCGGACCUCGUUCGCAGCGUUCGGCGCUGCUGCAUCCGACACUCAUCCCCCCCCUCAGCCCCUGCCGCUGCUUCGUCAUGAUGCUGUUGCUAGGGAACGGUCUCCGGGGACGCGGCCCCGCGGGUUUGCGAGAGGCAAAAGGUGAUCCGCUCCUCAUCAAACAGACUCUAAAAGCCUUAAGGAAAGCAAGACAGCGCCUUGUUUCCCCAACAACCCCCCCCCCCCCCUUUCUUUACAUCCACCUCCACUGAAGCGUUCCACUGUUGAACACCUGUUGAAUCCAUCUCUUCUUCAGCAUCACUUAAGAGUCUGUAUUGUUAACGCUCUCACAAGUCGGAGCAGAGCAGCAGCUCAGAUUGUGGGAGGAAAAUAUGAAAAACAGAAAAAAGACCACGAUGAGAUACUGUAUGUUUAUUUAUUGGUACUCUCACAUCCCAUCACGCAUUGAUCAGCGCCCUCACAGUCCCGUCUCUCUACGAUGCAUCAGCGAUGCCGUGUGACAGAAGAACGGGAGGCUUCUCCCCGUAGCGAUGCUCAUUGUCGGAGGAGGCGAACUGAAACAAAUGCACUCGGCGGCGGCGCGACGGACUCGCUGCAUGGAGUUCAUCCCAGCAUCGGAGGACCGGCUCCCCGGCGCCACACACACCCUGCUCCCCGUGGCUGAAGGAGGCGGGAGUGACCCCACGGGCGCUUCGUUGCUGCAUGUAGCCGCUGAGCUCAGUGCCCCGGCAUCGUCGCGCUCCCGCGUUUGCGACGAACCCUCCUCCUCCUCCGCGUUUUCGAUGUAAUGCAUCUGAGCUUGUAAUGUGUGCCACAUGACAUCAUAGGGCGAUGAAUCACCUAACCUCAAGGCGUUGACACUAAGACAUAUAUACACACUCAUACCUUACUGUUUUUUUUUUAUCACCAUUAAUACCUCAUUAAUCUCGGUUUGGAGUUCAUGUUACCGUCCGGCACUCAAACACGUCUUGCUGACUUUUCUCUGGAGUUUUUAAUCUGUAAAAAAACGAAGUUUUCUGAUGAAAGGCUUUUUACUGUAACAACAAGUGGGCUACUGGCUGCUUUCUACUCUUUGUGUACAGAAAUAAAACAACUUUGUAUUUGGCAAA
Messenger RNA from Betta splendens (Siamese fighting fish), 6097 nucleotides. It is a transcript of the gene drp2, whose product is annotated as dystrophin related protein 2. Bases 597 to 3233 code for a protein of 878 amino acids. The transcript has 24 exons. Lineage: Eukaryota; Metazoa; Chordata; Actinopteri; Anabantiformes; Osphronemidae. Gene Ontology annotation, molecular function: protein binding; zinc ion binding. Gene Ontology annotation, cellular component: plasma membrane. The record is from RefSeq and is a predicted model, not a curated record. Gene Ontology annotation, biological process: synaptic signaling.